CCACUGUUGUUGCAUUGAACCCCCACUGCUCGGCAACCUCAAUAUGUUUAAGUUGGGUUGGGCCAAUGUCCUCAGUGGGAUCCUCAACAGCAUCCUCAGCGGCAUCCUCAUCAGUCUCCGCAUCAGUCUCCGCAUCAGUGUCCUCAUCACAUCCCUGGCAGCAUCCUUAGUAGUCCCCCAGCCAAUGACCUUGGCACAGCCCCAGUCAAUGACAUACACCUUGUCGUUUUUGAUGCACACAUUCCCUGCUGAGAUAUCCCUGUGCAGGACACCAGUGUCAUUUGCCUGGGCAAGGCACAGGGUCAGCUGCUUGACAAAGCUAGGAACUAGCUUGCGUACUCGGCCAUUGACUGGCCGCAGUAUUCCAUGAGCACAAACUCCAGCCGGUAUCCAUU
Kickxella alabastrina is the source of this 395-nucleotide messenger RNA. RefSeq lists its product as uncharacterized. The record is from RefSeq and is a predicted model, not a curated record. NCBI's taxonomy places the organism in Eukaryota, Fungi, Kickxellomycota, Kickxellomycetes, Kickxellales, Kickxellaceae. The coding region runs from base 44 to 370 and encodes 108 amino acids. The transcript has 3 exons.